AUGGCUGUUGACUGCAUCCCCAUGGCCGCAGGCCACCUUCCCUUCAACAACGUUCAACACAACGUGGGAACAAACAUGGGCAGCAACAACCCAUACGCCCGCUACAUUUCACCAUCACCAUCCUACUCUCGACGGUCGCGUUCUGAGUCUUUGAACACCGCACCUUCUAUCUGGUAUUCCGGCGCACCCGAACAUUAUCCGGUGGAGCCGAGACGCAAAAGAGAGCACUCUACUCCUCGUCGCCGCACCAAGUACCCCCGCCACUCACAGCUUGUGCAACCCGAUAUCAUCGACAGACUGGACGAUGUCACCAAUUUCUCCUAUCACCACGAGGGCCCGUACGACGCAGCCCGCCCUGAACGAAACCGCUAUGUUCAAUCCAGCCCUCUGGAAGCCGUCAAGGAGUCAAAUGCCGAGGCUCUCCGGGCUACCCCCCACCACAAAAUCGCCGACGCCCUAAACAGUCAUCGUCCACUGGAUGGCGUCGCUUUUUACCCUCCUGGAACCACGGAUCGCAAUGGCCAGGAGUACUCCUACGAAGAGGGAUCGAAUAUGAUGAACGACUUUUCUGGUAACUUUAUGCGCAUUCCUGGAAUGAAAUUCACCGAUGAGGACUUCAAGAACGACCCAUUCUACAACCGUCCCCUGGUGAACCCGUUCUCUGAACUACGAAAGAAAAUCAGUCUGCGACUCAAGAAACGACGCAAUACCAACUAA
Messenger RNA from Penicillium griseofulvum, 717 nucleotides. RefSeq lists its product as uncharacterized. The transcript has 2 exons. The record is from RefSeq and is a predicted model, not a curated record. The coding region runs from base 1 to 717 and encodes 238 amino acids. Gene Ontology annotation, cellular component: cytoplasm. NCBI's taxonomy places the organism in Eukaryota, Fungi, Ascomycota, Eurotiomycetes, Eurotiales, Aspergillaceae.